AUGGCAAGCACCUCACUUUACCAACCGCUUGACCCAACCCGAGAAGAAUUUCGACUUCUUCGCAUACACCCCACCAACAUCCCGGAAAGUAUCAUCUCGUGCCAGCUCUUCACUGCCAGUCUUGCAGAAGAACCACUGGACAUUACCAAACCCAUUAUCGUUAAUGGUGUCAGAGUCCAGGUUACCCCCAAUCUCGAAGCCGCAUUGCGGCGCAUCCGUCCGUCCGACUCAGAGGUCACCCUCUGGGUCGACGCAGUAUGCAUCAACCAGCAAGAUCUUGACGAAAGAAAUGUCCAGGUGGCCAUGAUGAGCAAAUUGUAUUCCAAGACCAUGUUGACUUACGCAUGGCUGGGUGAAGAUGACGAUGGUAGCGCUGAACGGGUAUUUUCCUUCAUCCGCGGGUUUGUGGGUGAUUUUACCAAUCGUGUCAAGGACAUUGAUCACUUCACUACCAAAUUCGGUAAGGGCCAGUGCGACAACAUGUACUUUGGCCUCCGGGAUUAUAUUGCCCAAAAUCUUCGGGACGGUAAAUCGGCAUUGGGCGUAUCCGGCGUUCUAGAUAUGAGGUUGGUGUUUUCUCGAUCAUACUGGUAUAGGACUUGGAUUCACCAAGAACUCUUUCUUCCAUCCAAAGUAUCAAUGCUUUCCGGCUCGGUGUCUAUAUCAUUCAAUAUGAUGAUAGUUCUUGGAGAUAUCAUCAUCGUCCAAUUCUCUACUCCCAAUCAGGCAACAGGCGCUUUACUUGAUUUCGUUGUGUCCAACAUCACCAUGUCUUAUCCAACGGGCACUACGUUUCUCCAGGCACUUUGCUGUAAUAUCCUCGGAUAUCGCUCCGUCGAUGACUUCCAAUACCGAGUUUCAAUGUAUGACAUCCGUACAUUUUUGCACUGGAUACUGGACUAUGGGAAGGAAAAACCCAUGUUAUAUGGGCGGUUUCCUGCUUUUGUCGAUCAAAACAAUGUCAUGGCCGUUUUUGAAUUCGUUCCAGACGAAAUCUCGAUGAGCUUGCGAUUUGCGGCAGUUACUGGAGCCCUUGAUCACCUGGUUGAACCAUACAAGGACGCUAAAGACCAUAGCGCUUUCCUUUCAAUAACUCCACAACAACGUAUGGCGCCUUUUUGGGGGUCUGAAUCAUAUCCCGACGCUUUCCAAGCAGAUAUAGAGUGGAAAAUUCCUUCAGAAUGCGUCAACCUUGAAACUAUGAGGCGAAGGACCAGAGAUUGGGCCGACAGAAAAAUCUUGAUAGUUACGGAGAAGGGCUAUAUAGGCUUUGCCACCCGUGGUGUCUCGGUAGGGGACGAUGUUUGUAUUGUCGCAGGAUGUCCCUACCCGACUAUCAUACGGCCAUCAGGCAGCCAUUAUCAAGUCAUCGGCGGUGGAUUCAUCUUUGAAAUGAUGGAUGGUGAGUUGUUCAGAGACGGGCACUUGACGAACGACAGUCAGCAAACCUUUGAGUUUGUUUGA
Bipolaris oryzae ATCC 44560 is the source of this 1464-nucleotide messenger RNA. RefSeq lists its product as uncharacterized. Bases 1 to 1464 code for a protein of 487 amino acids. The record is from RefSeq and is a predicted model, not a curated record. NCBI's taxonomy places the organism in Eukaryota, Fungi, Ascomycota, Dothideomycetes, Pleosporales, Pleosporaceae. The transcript is spliced from 3 exons.